Molecule: messenger RNA, 1755 nt
Organism: Aspergillus campestris IBT 28561
Lineage: Eukaryota; Fungi; Ascomycota; Eurotiomycetes; Eurotiales; Aspergillaceae
Product: NAD(P)/FAD-dependent oxidoreductase
Exons: 2
Coding region: 103-1551 (482 amino acids)
Molecular function (GO): sarcosine oxidase activity; L-pipecolate oxidase activity; flavin adenine dinucleotide binding
Source: RefSeq, a predicted model, not a curated record
GAAGUACAACCCAACUACAGUAUACUUAUAACAUCUCCAAGAACCCCUCAACCACCUCCAGCCCAUCUCUCCAGUCAAAUCUAAAUACCAUCCAUUCCCAAAAUGUCUCCCCCUUCUAAAUCUAAAACCCAACCCAUCCUCAUAAUCGGCGCCGGCGUCUUCGGCCUAACCACAGCCCUCGAGCUCUCCACCCGAGGCUACACCAACAUAACCCUCCUCGACCGCACCCUGCCCCCCGUGCCCGACGGCUCCAGCGUCGACGUCUCGCGUAUAAUCCGGCCCGACUACGCAGAUGCAUUCUACGCGCAAAUGGGGCUCGACGCCCUGAAUGGCUGGAAGGGCGAGUUCGCGCCGUUCUUCUACCAUAGCGGGCUGCUCUGCGUGCAGUCGCAGGGCUCGGCGGAGUAUCUUGAGCGGGCGAAGAAGAAUUUACAGGCUCUUGGUAACGGGGCUAAUAUUCAGACUUUCCGGGGUGGAGAGGCUAACGAGAAGUACCCCGGUAUUCAUGGCGAUUUGGCUGCUACAACCGGGUACUGGAAUCUGAGCGGUGGGUGGGCGGAUGCGGAGGGUAGCAUUGCGUAUCUUGCGCGGCGGUGCGCGCAGGCUGGUGUUUCUUUUAUAUCUGGGCGACAUGGGACUGUCACUUCCCUUAUCACCUCUUCCUCCUCCUCCUCCUCCUCCUCCUCCUCCUCCUCUUCACCAACAUCCACAACACCAAACAAACAAGGGAAAAGAAAAAUCCAAGCCGUGCGCACAGCAGCCGGGACGACCUUCUCCGCUCCCACAAUCAUCCUCGCCACAGGCGCCUGGACGCCCUACCUGCUCGACAUGAGCGGGCGAUCAAUUUCAACCGGUCAGCCGGUGGCAUUCAUCCAGCUGACACCGGAAGAAGCAGCCGCCAUGCGGGGAGAGCGCACACCCGUCAUGAUCGAUCUCAGCACGGGGUGGUUCGCGUUUCCGCCGACGCCGGGGACGAAUCUGCUGAAGAUGGCGAGGCAUGGGUUUGGGUAUGAGGUUGUUAGAUCGGUGUUUCCUUCUUCUUCUUCAUCAUCAUCAUCAUCAUCAUCAUCAUCAUCAUCAUCGUCUUCUUCUUCUUCUUCACCAUCUAGUCCUCCAGAUAAGUUCAGUGCUCCAAGUCUAGCACCCUCCAACAGCAGUAACAGCAAAACAACCCUCCCUCAAGACGCAGAACAAGCCCUCCGCGCAGGCCUCGCCCUCUUCCUCCCGCGCUUCAAAGACCGCCCUUUCGUGCAACAGCGGCUGUGCUGGUACACCGACACCCCAAAUGGAGACUUCAUCGUCGACUAUCAUCCUGAUUAUGAGGGAUUAUUCCUCGCGACUGGUGGGAGUGGACAUGCAUUCAAAUUCCUCCCCAUCCUCGGCCCCCGCAUCGCCGACAGCUUCGAAGGCAUUGCACCUUCAGCACAACGAAGCAAGUGGGCAUGGCCGGCUUCAAAAGCUGCUAUCUCGCGCGGGGAUGGAAGUCGGGGUGGACCGCCGAGGAGGGUGUUGAGGGGGGAGGAGGAGGAGGAGGAGAGGGCGAUGCUGUGACCUUUUCCCUCCUUCCUUCUUUCUGUCUUUCUUUCUUGUCUCUCUCUGGGCAGGGUAAAGGAUAAUAAGUGUCUGUCUUACACCUUUGACAGCUCAUGUGUGUUCAUUAAGUACCACUGCAAGUGAAAUGGGAUUGGAGAGGAGGUUGAUUUGGGUAUAUAUUAUAUAGGUUGUAGAUUAUAUAGAUUAUAUAAGAACAAGUUC